Molecule: messenger RNA, 2467 nt
Organism: Ictalurus punctatus (channel catfish)
Lineage: Eukaryota; Metazoa; Chordata; Actinopteri; Siluriformes; Ictaluridae
Product: circularly permutated Ras protein 1
Exons: 20
Coding region: 118-1980 (620 amino acids)
Biological process (GO): COPII-coated vesicle cargo loading; intracellular protein transport; endoplasmic reticulum to Golgi vesicle-mediated transport
Cellular component (GO): COPII vesicle coat; endoplasmic reticulum exit site
Molecular function (GO): SNARE binding; zinc ion binding
Source: RefSeq, a predicted model, not a curated record
ACACACACACACACACACACACACACACACACACACACACACACACACACAGAGGAGGCAGUGUGAGGAGUGGCACAUGCUGAGUAACAUACCGACCUGAAAACUACCAGCGUAAAGAUGGAGUUUGCCUGCAGUCAUGUUGUCUGUAACUGGAGGCCUGAGAGUCUAGCAGAAGGUCUUUUCACCACGCUGCCCUGUGGAUUGUCCAGAAAAGAAUCAGAGCAUCCUUAUGAUAACCGCAUUGCUGUCAUUCCAAAACCUACCCCUCCUUUAACACCACCACCUGUACCUCCUCGUCACUCAACAAAGAAACAGACACGACCCAUUUCAAUGCCACCUCCAAUACCACCUCGGGGAUUGGAGGGUAAAGGACAGGCCAGUAUUAAAGCCAAUGUCAAUGUGGUGUUACUCAAGGUAGGCAGUCUUGUGGACAUAAACAAAGCAUCCAGUAUACAGAGCAUUCAGAAACCAGUGCACUGUGGGAAAUGUAGAGCCAUCAUGUCCUCUGUGAGCAACUCACAAACCAGCCCAAAUACAUCAACAUGGUCUUGUGAGUUUUGCGGUAAUCAGAAUGUCCUCUCUCAGAAUGAGUUAAAAAUGGGCCGUUCUCCGCUGUGGACACCGCCAGGCAGAGAUGUGCUCUAUGUAGAUGAGGAGAUAGACACAGACUAUGUGAACCUAGAGGACAUGCUGGUGGUCUUCUGUGUGGACAUUUCUGGUAGCAUGAGCGUCACAUCAGAGGUGUCUCCUGGUAACAGCAUGAGAUCACCCACCUAUAUAUCACGAUUACAGGGUGUCCAAGAGGCCCUACAGUUGGCACUGUCCUCAUUGCUAAAAUCAUCACCACACCGUCGAGUAGCACUGGUCACUUUUAAUGAUGAGGUGACAGUGUAUGGCGACGGUACAGGCGUUCCUCUGAGUCUGCGAGACUGGGCUCUGGUAGACUAUGAUCAUGUAAGAGAGCAGGGAGAGAAGUACACCACACCACACUGCAUUGCUGAGACCUUCCAGUGCCUCACCCAAAGAGUCAAAGAAUUAAGAGAGCAUGGAGCCACAGCACUAGGUCCUGCAGCACUUAUCUCUGUUGCUAUGGCCUCUCAGUUUGCAGGUUCAAAGGUCAUAAUUUGUACAGACGGACAGGCCAACAUAGGCCUGGGCCAGUUAGAACAGGAGUCUGCAGCUUCAGUAUAUUUCUACAACCAGUUAGCAAGUCAUGCAGCAGAAAAAGGAGUGAUUGUGUCAGUGAUGACAUUUGAGGAUGAGGACUGCAGCUUGGCAGAGGUGGGAAAACUAGCUGACCACACUGGAGGCAGGAUCAAUAGGGUCAACAUUUGCACAGUUGGAUCAGAAAUUCAGACUGCACUGGCUGACAAUAUCUUAGCAACUAAUGUUGAGGCAACCCUGCUUGCACCUAAUGGCGUGUAUUACCCUUUUGAGGAGGACAACCACAGGCUGAUUAGAGAGAUUGGAAAUGUAACAAGUGGAAUGGAGAUCACGUUCCAGUUUGCUGUCAAACCAGACAGAGCUGAGAGUUUUCAGAGAAGAGACAGAGUUCCCUUCCAGCUGCAACUGUCAUUCAAAACUCGAGAUUUGAAGAAAGUAACUAGAGUCAUCACUCAGCAGAAACGUGUGACCACCAGCAGCUGGGUGUGGGCAGGGAGCCUGAACAUGGCUGUGCUGGGCGUUCACUGUGCCCAGCUAUGUGCCAGACUCACCAUGGAAGGCAGGGUCCAGGAGGCUCAACGUCAACUCAAAGCACAGCAGCACCUCCUCAAAGACAUCAGUGAACAGAAGCCAAGUCCUAAAGAAGAGAGUAUCUAUGGAAACUGGAUCAGUACCAUGAGUAUGAUCUGUGAGGACCUGAACCCAGAUACACAGGGUAACACAGGCAGCACCACCGUUUGCAAAGGACAAACACUUUCCACAGUACGUUCUGGAAGGGUUUGUCAGAUGAGGCAGCAAAAGUGGUGUACCAGAUGAAAAGGGUGACAAGUGUGGGUCAGACGGAGGAGAAAGCAGCUAUAUUAGAAAGUUGAGCAGAAGGUGGACUUAUUGUCAGAACAGUCAUGACUAACAUGAUUAACAGCAGACCACAAAACAGUCUGAACUGUGCAUCAGUAAUGGAAUAUUUCAUCUCAUAUGCUGCUGGUCAGUGGGUGGUAAUCCCUGUUAACACCAGUAACUAAAUUAUGGAGACUAAAGGCAACUGUAUUUAUCUAAAGGUUCUAAUAAAAUGCAAUGUUUUUCUCAUUACAGUAUCUGGACAAGGACAUAAUGCAGACACGUCCUCAUUAUGUCAUAUGCUCUUAUUAGUAAGAUCGUUUAAAGGUCUAUCAGAUAGUCCAAGUUUGGGCAAAAUUGUUUUGGUUUAGUAUAAUGGUGGCUUUCUGAAGCAAUCAGUAUUUCAGUAAGAACUUUUCAUUUAUUUUUUCAUGAAGUCAUAUUUCAAUAAAUCCUAAUUCACUGA